AUUCCGAGUGAAGGAGGAAGACGACAAGGAGGAAAUAAGGCAUUAUGGAAUUGGCAAUUGGGUUAUUGGGAUUGUUGCAUUUAAGAAUGGUAUGGCGCCAAUUUUAUGGUUGUGGCGCAUCGAGCAAAUAGUGGGCAAGCUUUAUGCGCCUCUGCUUCUUUCCCAUUCCUUUCUCGACUCCAUUUCCUCUUCCACACAUUUAUUUUCUUCCCAUUAAUACCUCCAAUUUCUCUUCUUCUCUCUCCUCUCUUCUCUCUCUCUUCUUCUUCGUUACGUUCUUUGGAUUGUUUCUCUAGCAACAACAAAACUCAUAUUGGGAUUUAGCCCUUGUUUUCGUUUAUCUGUUUGAAGUUUGUGAAACCCAGAGAAGAACGAUCAUUUUUGGUGUUUGAUCGAACGUCUUUUUGCGGUUUUCGCUGGGCUGCAAUGGCGAUUUGUAUACCUGUUGGAAGCUGCAAACUGUUUUGCAGGGCGGUAGACUUGAAGGGGCAAGGUUGUCGAAGAGCUCAAUGGGACGCUAGUGUAGCUUUCAAAAGAUGCUUGCAGGAUGAGUUCUCGAGGUCAUGUGAGUUAAGUAAGUUCUCGCAUGUAUACAGAAGCAAGGCUUCCCAACCUAUAAUUUGUAAGAAAUGGAGAACUCUGACGGCAGUAACCUCAGCGUGCUUGAGUGACGGUUCAACAAAGUAUUUUGAUUUUGUUGUUAUUGGUAGUGGAGUUGCUGGCCUUCGUUAUGCUCUUGAAGUUGCUAAGUGUGGAUCUGUUGCUGUGAUCACCAAGGCUGAGCCUCAUGAGAGCAAUACAAAUUAUGCUCAAGGUGGUGUUAGUGCUGUUCUUUGUCCUUCAGACUCUGUUGAAAGUCACGUGCAGGACACCAUCGUAGCCGGGGCUCAUCUGUGUAAUGAGGAAACAGUUAGGGUUGUAUGUACAGAAGGACCUGACAGAAUCAAAGAGCUGAUUGCUAUGGGUGCAUCAUUUGACCAUGGGGAAGAUGGUAAUUUGCAUCUAGCAAGGGAAGGGGGACACUCUCAUCGUAGAAUUGUUCAUGCUGCAGACAUGACUGGAAGGGAAAUCGAGCGGGCUCUUUUGGAGGCCGUUGUCAGGGAUCCUAAUAUUUUUGUGUUUGAGCACCAUUUUGCGAUUGAUUUGCUUACUUCUGAGGAUGGUUCUGACAUAGUUUGUGUUGGUGUUGAUACUCUGAAUGCUGAAACACUAGAGGUAACACGGUUUAUUUCAAAGGUGACUCUACUUGCCUCAGGUGGAGCUGGUCAUAUGUAUCCAUCAACGACAAAUCCGCCGGUUGCCACGGGAGACGGAAUUGCCAUGUCCCAUCGAGCUCAAGCUGUAAUUUCUAACAUGGAAUUUGUGCAGUUCCACCCAACUGCCUUAGCUGAUGAAGGCCUUCCAGUAAGAUUAGAAAAACCAAGAGAUAAUGCUUUUCUUAUAACUGAAGCCGUUAGGGGUGAUGGAGGUAUCUUGUACAAUUUAAGUAUGGAAAGAUUUAUGCCAUUGUAUGACGAGAGAGCUGAGCUCGCCCCAAGAGAUGUCGUGGCUAGAAGCAUAGAUGACCAGCUGAAAAAGCGAAAUGAGAAGUAUGUGCUCUUAGAUAUUAGUCACAAACCCAGGGAAAGUAUCCUCUCCCAUUUCCCCAAUAUUGCUGCCGAGUGCCUCAAACAUGGUUUGGACAUUACAUGCCAGCCAAUUCCGGUAGUCCCAGCUGCUCAUUACAUUUGUGGAGGAGUUCGUGCUGGGCUUCAAGGGGAGACAAAUGUGCGGGGUCUAUAUGUUGCGGGUGAGGUUGCAUGCACGGGGUUACACGGAGCCAAUCGCCUAGCUAGCAACUCAUUACUCGAAGCCCUUGUGUUUGCACGGAGGGCUGUUGAGCCCUCUGUUGAUCAUAUGAGGAACUCAAGUCUUGAUUCCAGUGCCUUGAAUAGGUGGGCUAGACCUUUUGUACCUGUGUCCCUAGGGAACGAUUUCAUGAGCAGAAUUAUAUCGAUGACCAAGGACGUAAGGAAACAGUUACAACUAAUCAUGUGGAAGUAUGUUGGAAUUGUUCGGUCAACCACCAGGCUCGAGACAGCAGAGCGGAAGAUCAGUGAGCUAGAAGCAACAUGGGAAGAGUACUUGUUUCAUCAAGGAUGGGAGCCAACGAUGGUGGGUCUAGAGGUUUGUGAAAUGAGGAACCUGUUUUGCUGCGCGAAACUGGUUGUAAGCAGCGCUCUCGCUCGGCAAGAGAGCCGUGGGCUUCAUUACACAAUCGAUUUUCCUCAUCUUGAGGAAAGUAAGAGACUUCCAACCAUCAUAUUUCCUUGUUCACCCACCAAGAGUACAUGGAGCUCAAGGCAGCUUCACUGGCAACCUGUGUAGUAUAGUAGUAAAUAGUGUCUCUGCUUCUUAUAGCAAAUCUAGUGAUGCCUAAAUAUCUAUAUUUAUAGGACAGAAUUAUAUUAUCAUUCUUUUGUGUAGUCUCAUUAGCCUAAGGCUACAUGUCUUUUAUGCAUUUUGCAGCAUUUAUUGCAUACAAGUGUUUAUGCGAAGUUAUCGUUUUGUUUCUAUUAUGUCUUUCUAACCAUAAGAUUGUUUCAGUAUUGGCUUUGAUUACAGUCAAUAUCAGUUUGGUUACUUAUUCUGAAGUGGAAAAUGAUUUCAAUCUAAA
Cucumis sativus (cucumber) is the source of this 2656-nucleotide messenger RNA. RefSeq names its product L-aspartate oxidase, chloroplastic. The record is from RefSeq and is a predicted model, not a curated record. Gene Ontology annotation, molecular function: L-aspartate oxidase activity. NCBI's taxonomy places the organism in Eukaryota, Viridiplantae, Streptophyta, Magnoliopsida, Cucurbitales, Cucurbitaceae. The transcript is spliced from 8 exons. Gene Ontology annotation, biological process: NAD+ biosynthetic process. The coding region runs from base 427 to 2367 and encodes 646 amino acids.